AUGAAUUUGGCCAAGAUGACCGCAGCCGAUUUGCCCCUCUUCCGUGGCAUUGUCUCCGAUCUCUUCCCCAACAUUGAGAUUCCGUCCAUUGAUUAUACCAAGGCAAGUUCUGAUCCUCCUCCCUCCCCCUUCAUCUCACCCACAUCCAAGACAGCUAUAAUUCAGCUCUUUGAGACCCAGAGCUCUCGACACUCGGUCAUGAUUGUGGGCAAGACGCUCUCGGCAAAGUCCACCACCUGGCGCAUCCUGCAGAAGGUGCAGGCUAAACUGGCUGCCGACAAAGAACCCGGUUUCCUUCGCGUCUUUGACUACCCCCUAAACCCAAAGUCAGUGUCUCUGGGCGAACUCUACGGGGAAUUCAAUAUCGCCAGCAACGAGUGGACGGACGGUGUGCUCUCCAGUAUCAUGAGGACGGCCUGCGCU
Molecule: messenger RNA, 423 nt
Organism: Dibothriocephalus latus
Lineage: Eukaryota; Metazoa; Platyhelminthes; Cestoda; Diphyllobothriidea; Diphyllobothriidae
Source: the annotation of a GenBank genome assembly